Molecule: messenger RNA, 5316 nt
Organism: Sceloporus undulatus (fence lizard)
Lineage: Eukaryota; Metazoa; Chordata; Lepidosauria; Squamata; Phrynosomatidae
Product: plexin-A2-like
Exons: 7
Coding region: 172-939 (255 amino acids)
Biological process (GO): regulation of cell migration; negative regulation of cell adhesion; regulation of cell shape
Cellular component (GO): semaphorin receptor complex
Molecular function (GO): semaphorin receptor activity
Source: RefSeq, a predicted model, not a curated record
UGGUUCAUCAAGCAACAGGUGUCUGAUCGUUCUGUAGUGGCCCUUGUUCCCAAGCAGACCUCUUCCUACAACAUUCCUGCCUCUGCCAGCAUAUCAAGGACCUCAAUAAGUAGAUAUGACUCAACAUUUCGGUACACAGGAAGCCCAGACAGUCUACGUUCCAGAGCACCUAUGAUUACUCCAGACCUAGAGAGUGGGGUGAAAGUCUGGCAUUUAGUAAAGAACCAUGAUCAUGGUGACCAGAAAGAAGGUGACCGGGGCAGUAAGAUGGUGUCAGAGAUCUAUCUAACAAGGCUACUAGCUACAAAGGGUACACUGCAAAAGUUUGUGGAUGACUUGUUUGAGACUUUGUUCAGCACUGUGCACCGAGGCAGUGCUCUCCCACUGGCUAUCAAAUAUAUGUUUGAUUUCUUGGAUGAACAAGCAGAUAAGCAUGGCAUCCAUGACACUGAUGUGAGGCACACGUGGAAGAGCAACUGUCUUCCUCUUCGCUUCUGGGUGAAUGUAAUUAAAAACCCACAGUUUGUCUUCGACAUCCACAAAGGAAGUAUCACAGAUGCCUGCCUAUCAGUCGUAGCCCAGACCUUUAUGGAUUCAUGUUCUACUUCAGAGCACCGACUAGGCAAGGACUCCCCCUCCAAUAAGCUGCUGUAUGCCAAGGACAUACCUAGCUAUAAGAGCUGGGUGGAAAGGUAUUAUGCAGACAUUGCAAAACUCCCAGCCAUCAGUGACCAGGACAUGAAUGCCUACCUCGCAGAACAGUCACGUCUGCACUCUGUUGAUUUCAACAUGUUGAGUGCUCUCAAUGAAAUCUAUUCCUAUGUCAGCAAAUACAGUGAGGAGAUCAUUGGAGCUCUGGAGCAGGACGAGCAGGCGCGCCGGCAGCGCUUGGCAUACAAAGUAGAACAGCUUAUUGGUGCCAUGUCCAUGGAGAGUUGAAGAAAGGAGCAGGAACUCCUAGAACAAUAGGAAGUGGUUAUUGCAAAGACUUCUUGGAAUUAAGAGUAAAACCAGAAAGGAGGUGACAGGGAACAUACCCAAAGUACUGUGACAACCUCCAAAAAGAAGUGAACGUUGGUCCAACUAUUUAGCUCAAAACUCUCUCAUCAGAUUCGAGUUGAAAGUAUGGGAGAAAACCAAUAGCAGUGCAUCUCAAAAACCAGCUGGAUUUGCCAAGAAGUUCUACUCCUGAAGUUGCAACCUAGAAAGAUCCUGGGAAACCUAGAUUUCCUCCAUGACUGCUGCUUUGCAUGAAAGUUGUUUGAUGUAUAUUAGGAGAUAACAAAAUACUAUUUAAAUUUUUCUUUUUUAAAAAAAGAAAAAGAAAAGAAGAAAAAAUGAAAUGUAACAAACACCACAGUGGCCACAUCAAAUAUCCCAUUGAAAAGAUUCCACUGCACACACUGCCCCUCCCAUCUCAUGAGGUCCCCAUUGUUUGUGGCUCAGAUGGAUGGUUUGUAAGUGGACUCUCAUGUCUUUGGGACUGUUUGAAAAAUUCCAUUAUUCCUUUUCCUGGGAACAUACAGAAAACCCCACAAGCACGGAUUUGCACCAAACCUUUUAUACAGUGAAGUUGGGGGGAAAGCCCAGCAGUCUGCAAAAGGCACUUAACAGAAAUGUAUGGGAGUGGAAAAGUCAUCCUGUCAUUCAACCCAUCUGUCUUGAAAUCCAAAUUCAGCAAUGUAUUCAUAGAGUGCAGAUAUUUUUUUAAUACUCUUUAUUUACAAUUGAAGGGUUACUAUGGUUAUAUGGAAGUCCUUCAUUCCUCUUCUACUUUGACACAAAACUCUCCCCACCCCCAUUUCAAAGAUUCUUCCCUGUUUUUGACAACCAUGUUCCUAAGAAAAGUCCUGUCCUUUUGAAGCUAAGGAGGUUGUAUGGUGGGUUAAAUUGAAACUAGUGUAUUGUGCGCAAUUUGUGUAAAAGCUGAUUGGCUUUCUUAGUUCCUUGGUAUAUGGGCAGGUUAGCUUUUGGGUUCUUGUCAUUUCUUUCCUAGUCACUAUGUGAUUUCUUGCAGCUUAAAAAAAGUGUUUACAGCAAGGCAAUACUUGAACAGUGUAGACCUAGCAAGGCAAGAUAUUUAUUACUUUCCUUCUUUAGAGUCAGUGAUGCUUAUGUGAUCAGCGCAAAUGGCAUUUGCAUUUUUCUCACACCAUAUGCAAGGUCCUACAAAGGUCAAGCAUAAAACUUCUAUGUCCUUUGGGAGAGUCAGCUGAGGGGGACUUUCUCUCUGGACAAAAGGAAAAUGGCAUGCUCUACAUGCCUGUUAAUGGUUGUUGUCUUUGUCUUUGUCCAUGUGUCUUGUCUUGGGUUAGGUUUCUUAGCUGACCCUAGCAACCCAUUUUCUAGUGAUCAGUGGAAGGCUGUUGUCUGUGAGUUGUUCUUCUUUUACAAAAGAAAAAGACCAAAGCUUCCUUGUCCCUUUCAAGAGUGCCAAGUAGCAGGUGGGAUUCUGUAAAUAUUUCUCUCGGUAAUAAAUAUUGAUAUUUGUGCAGACUUCGGUUAAGAGGGGCGAUGAGGGGGCAAGGUGAUUAGGCUUAAUGGAAGACAGGCUAUCGACCAGAUGAUUUUAGAUCCCAUGACUGGAAUCUAAGUCAGAUUUAACAGAAGCAGACUGGUCUUUUUUUUUUUUAAAUGAGGCUUAGGAAGAGGAUGGUUAGACCAUUAGUUGAAUGAUGAUUCAGACUGUGGCACAGUUUACCUGGAGUGUAUAACAUUUUCAAUUAUCUGUAUGUUCUGAAUGAAAUUAGUGAAUUCUAUCAUCUCUUGAGUAUAAAUUAUCAGAAAAACUAAAGAUAUUUGAGGAUAGAUAUUGUUUAGGGGUUACCAUUAUUUAGUAUUCUAUAACUGGACGGAAGGAGAGGGAAGUCUCAAGAAUGAGGAAAACGAUAGCAUUUGCUCCUGCCUUGCAUCUCCAGCACCUAUGUAUCCCUCAGAUAUUCAGAGACAUCAACCUAAAGGGUUCACAUUUAAAAGGUAGCCUAGAAGAGGCCAUUUUCCACUGUCUCUUUCACACAUUAUAUGCAUGAAGAGGACUCCAUGUGAUUAACAGGAAGUAAUUCUGUGUUGCAGAUUCCACAUUCCAAACUCUACAUCUGGGAUCCUAUCAUAGUGCCACUGCACUGAGUGUGGAUGUUUGACAUCUGAAACCAGACACAAUUAGAAUUCUGAACCACUUGAAAGCCAAUGUGGGCAAAGUUCUACAUUUUAUAAGCUUCCCUCUUCAGAUAUUGUUGAAAAACAGAGUAGUUUACAACCUCAGAGAAAGAACUAGUGGUGAAGUUACUUAUCUAGCAGAGAGGAUUUCCUGGCACUAAUGGUUUGUGCAGCCAUUAUGGUACCAACCAUAAUCCCACAUUCUUCACUUCCAGUACAUACCAUUUCUAUUUCCCUCAAACAAAAGAGGGGACUGUUUCCACAAAAGGCCAAGGGUGAGUAGGUUGUACAUUAAAUUACCUACUCUGUGAGCAUCUUUUACUUUUUGAAUCAUUAUCCUUAAUGCUGCAAGCAAAAGGAUAAAGGAAAGGAGCAAGUUGCUGCUUUAAUUAUAAUUCAUUUAAAGCUGUGCCAAACCCACUUUCCCCCUGAUAAUUCACUUUCAUAAGUUUCCCUGGGCCCUAUUAAUAGCCUGAAAGAAAUACUAAUGACUGACCUUGCACAAUAAGCCAAAGCCUUUGACAUUCACAGCAGCCAAAGCUUUGCAGCCAGAAGGUUCUGAUUUACAUUGACUUGGCAGAGGCAGGGACCAAAAACCAAAUGCAGGAAGCAUCUAAGAAGGGCAGCCCAGUUUCAGGAGAAUUACCUCUAUACCCUUCAGCUAUGUAGUGAGUUUGAUUGCAAAGGCAGUUUUGUCUCCUCUGUUCCUAAACCUAAUUGAUGUGGGUGGUAAGUUUAACAACCAAUUUUUGUUAAAGGAAUUUCCACUUCACAGGCACUUCACAAUUGGACUGUGUUAGGUCUCCUUUAGCACUCAUUUUCUCUUUCUUUUCAAUUUUUAAUGCUGUGUGAGAUGGACUUUAUGGCAGUAGCUUCAGCCUUCCAAACGAAGACAAUUUUACAAAAUAGACCCAAUCUACAAAGACCCAUGCUACAAAUUUCUUUCUCUCAGCCUCAAAGGUGCUACAAGAUCCCCUUGCAUUCAGAUGACAGUUCUCUAUGUUCUUAUUGAACCCCUAUAGCGUUCCAGGAGGCAACUGAUUCACUCUUCUUAUCAAUGACAGAGAAGAAUAUGUAGUAUUUUCUGCACUCUUGUUAAUAGAUCUUACAAUAAGAUAAACCAGGUAUUGAAGUUAUGUUACAAUUACUGAUCCAUGGGGGAGUUGUGGGUUUUGUUUUGUUUUUGUUGUUGUUGUUGUUGUUGUUGUUGUUGAUUUUAAACCAAACAACCCAGUUGUGGCUGAAUAACCUGAUAGAUCGAUGACACCCUUAAGUGUUAUGAGCCUAGUUUCUCUGGAUACCAGAAGGAUUUGAACAUUUAGAAGUCAUUGUGGUGAUUGCCUUAAGUGACAUUCUCCCUCCAUGUCAGUACCUCUUUCCCCUGAUGUCUGAGUCCCAGCCUGCUCUGUUUCAGGUGCUUUCACAUCAAAGCGAGAGACGUCAUUUCUGGAAUUUCUGUGCCUGGCACCACUGUUUGAAUAAUUCCAUUUAAUCUUCCACUGAUGAGUGCUAUCCAGAGCCAUCAAAGAGCCCACUGCAAGGGGUAGUGAUGUGCUAAUCAAAUGCUUCUUUCCUUUGAAGGCCUUUAUUUCAAAAAUUCUAUCUUGUUAGCAUGCUUGCCUGCUUCUGCUGUACUUUUUCUCCUCUUAGAACUAAAAUUCUGCAGCCACUUCAGUCACCAGAGAAAGUGGCCUCACUGUCUAUGUAACUUCUCUUCAAACAAGUUCCAUGAACACUCAGAAAGUAGUGGAAGGGAUAAAUAGCUAAACCCCCACUGAUCAAAUUUAAGUGACCUAGCUAAACUAACAACAAAAAUAAUUUUAAAAAAACUGUCAUAAAUUAAAAUGCUUUAUUUUUUCUGGUUGAAAAUACCUUUGGGACACUUACAAUCUUUCUGCAUCACACAGAAUGGUGAAGGUCUUAGUCUUACCCAGGAAAUCAUAGAUGUGGAUUAGCAAACUCCCAACAUGUCCCUGUCAUUAUAGGAUGCCCUGCCAGGAAAUCCAGUGUUAUGUGUAGCAUCUAUGUUCACCAAAAUGCACUGCAUAAAUAAUCCAGUUUGAUACUGGAUUAUCUGCCCUGGCUCAGUGCUGGGAAAUCCUGGGUACUGUAGUUAAUUGUGGCAGCAGAGCUCUCUGACAGAGGCGGCCAAAUGUCUCA